AAGAAGUACACGAUCUACAUAAACCACAUUAUUAUAAUUUCAGCGCAAAAGAGAAACAAACAAUCUUUAUUACGGAAAAAACAAAGCAGUAUACACGAAGAAAACCCGCUCUGUGACGACACACAAGACUGCACAGUGCUGAUCCAGGCAGGGAUUGACGGAGCGACUUAGAGGAAAGGGGUGGAAUAUGUCUUCCAAUACUACCAAGUCUCCAACAGAUGGAAUUCGUAAACGAAAAACCUUCGCCGGUGUCAUGACCCGUUUCGCCGGAAAGACAUCAAUGCAAGGUCCCUCCUAUAUUCUUUCGGCCAGAUUGCGAGGUGCUAAAAUAGUGUGGACGAUAUUACUGGUGCUAGCCCUAGUGGCCAUGGCAUUUCAUCUGUAUUAUUUGUGUCACCAGUACUUCUCCUGGCCUAAACAGACAUCCGUGGAACUGGGCUUCAAGAAUCUACAGAUGCCCGCUUUAACUUUCUGUAAUGUAAAUCCGGUGAGAAAUUCCGAGAUCAUGGGUUUAAGUGACAGCGACCCUCUCAGAGCUUUGGUCGAUGCAGUCGACCCCUCUGACCUAGAUCCCCGUUUAACAGACGCAUAUAAAGGGAUCAGUAGCACAAACACGCAGCCCCAAGGCAAGAGGAAGAAACGUUUCACCAACUCCCUAGAGGAGCUGAACUUAACAUCAAGUAAAAACAAGCCCCUUGACGGCGUGACGGCUCUGGAACGUGAAUUUGAACGGUUAUAUAUGCAGGAGAACAGGGACACUCGCAUUGCUCUAGGUCAUUCUAUUGAGGACAUGCUUAUCUACUGUUCCUACAAGGGACAAAGCUGCUUUUCCACAAACUUCACCUUAUUCAACACCCCUCAGUAUGGAAACUGUUAUACAAUAGAAUCCACCGAUUUUAUCAGUAAAGACUCUGGGCCUUCACACAGCUUGAAGCUAGUCCUGGAUGUAAACUAUCGGGAUUAUCUGAAAGGGAUCACUCAAGGUUACGGACUCCGGGUGGAUAUCCAUUCCCCGGGAACUAUCCCCGACCCUCACAGAAAUGGCUUCUACAUCUCCACGGCGUUUGAAACAGAUAUAAGUUUAGAAGUGUUAGACAUCAAUAGAAUUGGCUAUCCGUAUGGCACGUGUGAUCUAGGAACGUCGUUUCAACAGAAGUACAAAAGAAAAUACACAAGAAAGGCCUGUCAGAACCUGUGUCAACAGGAAACCUUGCUCACAGACUGUGGGUGCUAUGACAUGAACCAGCAAGAGAUUUUCUACAUAGCUGGCAUCACCGAUAAGGAAGUGUGCAACACUACUGCAGAACUCGCAUGCCAACAUUCAGUCUAUCAAAAACUUGCGGAUAAAAUCAUCCCAUGUAAAUGUGAACAAGAAUGCAGGGAGGUCCACUACAAGCGUGGCGUCAGUACCCGCCAAUGGCCGACACGGGACUACGCGACAGUGCUAGUGCAAAGUAUAUGUGAAGAUCCACGUAAGGUUCAGGAUUGUCAGCAUUUAGCUAACAUAACAGACAAAGCCGAGUUAAGGGAAAACUUCAUCAAACUGGUGGUUUAUUUUGAGGAACUUAACUACGAAAAGAUAAUGGAGAGUCCAGCAAUUGAGGUUGCUCAAUUUGCGUCUGAUUUUGGAGGAGCCAUCGGACUGUGGAUAGGCUUAUCGUUGUUGAGUAUUUUUGAAAUCGUCCAACUUCUAGUAGAGAUUUGUGACUGGGGUUGCUACAACUGUAUUGAGAGAGAGUAGCCCGUCAAACGUGACCGCAGAAGUCAGCACCAUAAACACAACGAUAGGCAUACGUUUGUACCGUAUACCUUUGGUGAAGGAAGGCAAAAUGGAAGACGCUAUCUCGACCACCAACAAACCCCGUAUAUAUAUUCAUAUACUAUUGAAGGAGAACGGAAGAAGUCACUGUUAAUUACCGGUACUCCUAACAUUAAUGCCAUAACAUUGUAUUCGCUACCAUAUCAAACUCACCCGUCGAUUGGCCAUCCUCGAUAGCCAGGGGUUACGCUCACUUUCGCUCUCUACAUCCUAAAUACUGACAAUAAAGGAGAGG
Messenger RNA from Mizuhopecten yessoensis (Yesso scallop), 2054 nucleotides. RefSeq names its product amiloride-sensitive sodium channel subunit gamma-like. The transcript is spliced from 13 exons. NCBI's taxonomy places the organism in Eukaryota, Metazoa, Mollusca, Bivalvia, Pectinida, Pectinidae. Gene Ontology annotation, cellular component: membrane. The record is from RefSeq and is a predicted model, not a curated record. Gene Ontology annotation, molecular function: ligand-gated sodium channel activity. The coding region runs from base 188 to 1741 and encodes 517 amino acids. Gene Ontology annotation, biological process: sodium ion transmembrane transport.